AUGACGAACCAAGAGAAGUGGGCCCACCUUAGUCCUUCUGAAUUUUCUCAGCUCCAAAAGUAUGCUGAGUAUUCUACAAAGAAAAUCAAGGAUGUCCUGGGAGAAUUCCAUGGCAAUGGAGUGCUGGCAAAGUAUAAUCCAGAGGGGAAACAAGACAUUCUUAACCAAACCAUAGAUUUUGAAGGCUUCAAGCUGUUCAUGAAAACCUUCCUGGAGGCCGAACUCCCUGAGGAUUUCAGCGCCCAUCUCUUCACGUCCUUUAGCAGCCAAGCUCUUCAUUCCAGCCCCUUGGUCAAAAGCAAACCUCCCCUCCUCUCUGGGGGUCUGCGGAUGAAUAAAGGUGCCGUGACUCCCCCCCACACUUCUCCAUCCAGUUUGCAGCUGCCCCAAGUCAUCCAGCUGAAAGACAUCGUCUGCUACUUGUCCUUGCUCGAACGUGGGAGACCUGAAGACAAACUAGAAUUCAUGUUCCGCCUCUACGACACCGACGGCAACGGCUUCCUGGACAGUUCGGAGCUCGAAAAUAUCAUCAGCCAGAUGAUGCACGUGGCUGAAUACCUCGAGUGGGAUGUCACAGAGCUGAGUCCGAUACUCCAUGAAAUGAUGGAAGAGAUCGACUACGACCACGACGGCACCGUGUCUCUGCAGGAGUGGAUUCAGGGAGGGAUGACCACCAUCCCCUUACUGGUGCUCCUUGGCUUGGAAAACAAUGUGAAGGAUGACGGACAGCACGUUUGGCGGCUGAAGCACUUUAACAAGCCGGCCUACUGCAAUCUCUGCUUGAACAUGCUCAUCGGCGUGGGGAAGCAGGGCCUGUGCUGCUCCUUCUGCAAGUACACCGUCCAUGAGCGCUGCGUGGCCAGAGCCCCCCCUUCAUGCAUCAAGACCUACGUGAAGUCCAAAAAGAACACGGACGUCAUGCACCAUUACUGGGUUGAAGGCAACUGUCCGACCAAGUGUGACAAGUGCCACAAAAAUGUCAAAUGCUACCAGGGCCUGACGGGACUUCACUGUGUUUGGUGCCAGAUCACACUCCACAAUAAAUGUGCCUCUCACCUCAAACCCGAGUGCGACUGUGGAAUCUUGAGGGACCAUAUCUUACCCCCCACAGCCAUCUGCCCAGUGGUGCUGGAUCGCCAAGGGACGGGGAGCAAAGACGGCGACGCCUCCCAGCCGGCCAGCAAGGCCGGAGACAGGAGCAAGAUGCAGAGAGCCAACUCGGUGACGGUGGACGGCCAAGGCCUCCAGAUCACUCCGAUCCCUGGCACGCACCCGCUGUUGGUCUUUGUGAACCCCAAGAGUGGCGGCAAGCAAGGAGAAAGAAUCUACAGAAAAUUUCAGUAUCUCUUAAAUCCUCGCCAGGUUUAUAAUCUUGCUACGAAUGGACCUAUGCCAGGGUUAAAUUUUUUCCGAGAUGUCCCUGACUUUCGGGUCCUGGCAUGUGGUGGAGAUGGAACAGUGGGCUGGAUCCUGGACUGCAUAGAGAAGGCAAAUAUAAGCAAGCAUCCUCCAGUCGCCAUCCUGCCUCUUGGGACCGGUAACGACCUAGCCAGAUGCCUGAGAUGGGGCGGAGGCUACGAAGGGGAGAGUCUGAUGAAGAUCCUGCGAGACAUCGAGAGCAGCUCGCAGGUCAUGCUGGACCGCUGGAAGUUCGAGGUGACCCCCAACGACAAGGACGAAAAGGGAGACCCAGUGCCUUACUCCAUCAUCAAUAACUACUUCUCCAUCGGCGUGGAUGCUUCCAUCGCCCACAGAUUCCACAUUAUGAGAGAGAAGCACCCAGAGAAGUUCAACAGCCGAAUGAAGAACAAGUUUUGGUAUUUUGAGUUUGGCACUUCGGAGACGUUCUCGGCGACCUGCAAGAGGCUGCAUGAAUCCGUGGAGAUUGAAUGUGAUGGCGUGCAGCUAGACCUAAUAAACAUCUCACUGGAAGGAAUUGCUAUUUUGAAUAUUCCCAGCAUGCAUGGAGGAUCCAAUCUCUGGGGAGAGACCAAGAAAAGGCGCAGUCAUCGCAGAACUGAAAAGAAGGGGUCAGACAAGAGAACAGCCGUCACCGAUGUCAAGGAGCUGAAGUUUGCGACUCAAGCAUCCUUUCCAGAUGCCACGUUGUUGUGCAAUAGCCUGCCUUCCCACCCCACCAAGUCCCACAGUUCUUGUGCCCCUAGCAAAUCCCCUCGAAUUCUUGUUGGAAGGAAAGUGUCCGUGUACUUCCCUUUGGCCAAGGAAAACAUCUCGGUCGACGUUGUCCACCCUGAUGCCCUUCAGUGGCCAGCACUGCCCUGCCGGGAACUUGAUGAGAUCACUGAGCAGAGGAGAGUUGAGAGAGCAGAGAAGAGGGGCCAGGACAGAGCCCUCCGGGGCAUCCAGAGUAGCAGGACAGGCCCUGGAGGGGGACCCGACAACGGAAAUGCACACGUCACCCGGCUAGAAGAACAGAAGAGGAAGGGCUGUCCUAUGAGCCAGAGAGAAGAGAGUAGCAAGGAGGAGAGAGGAAGCAGCCAGCGGACAGGAGAGAUCAAGUAUCAGUGCGAAAGGAGGAACGACAAAGGCAUGGAGAUGGGAAAUGGAGCGUGA
Messenger RNA from Gracilinanus agilis (Agile Gracile Mouse Opossum), 2574 nucleotides. It is a transcript of the gene DGKB, whose product is annotated as diacylglycerol kinase beta. The transcript has 24 exons. Gene Ontology annotation, molecular function: ATP-dependent diacylglycerol kinase activity; calcium ion binding. The record is from RefSeq and is a predicted model, not a curated record. Gene Ontology annotation, cellular component: plasma membrane. Bases 1 to 2574 code for a protein of 857 amino acids. Gene Ontology annotation, biological process: diacylglycerol metabolic process; lipid phosphorylation; intracellular signal transduction. Lineage: Eukaryota; Metazoa; Chordata; Mammalia; Didelphimorphia; Didelphidae.